AUGCAGGCGGGCGCCCCACACCCAGCCGAAUGGCGCAUAGAGUGGGAAGUCGCCCCCGACGGACACCGCUGGGCAAACCCUGUUAUGGGGUGGGCGUCCUCAGGCGAUGCACUGCAAGCAAUGCAGCUACGGUUUCCAAGCCGUGAAAGCGCAAUACAGUUUGCAGAAAAGCACGGAUACACAUAUACAGCGGAAGCAGAAACGGACAGAGAAUUCGGAGCAAAAAGCUAUUCAGAUAACUAUCGAGCGGAGACAAUGAAUCCGCAGAAAAUUGCACACACAAAGUAG
Molecule: messenger RNA, 288 nt
Organism: Pneumocystis jirovecii RU7
Lineage: Eukaryota; Fungi; Ascomycota; Pneumocystomycetes; Pneumocystales; Pneumocystaceae
Exons: 2
Coding region: 1-288 (95 amino acids)
Biological process (GO): electron transport chain
Source: RefSeq, a predicted model, not a curated record